UUCAGGUAAAUCCGUGUUACGAAGCAGAAGACAGAGGAGACGUCUUGGAGUUACCGCGCACCUGUUUCCAAUGCUUGUACCAAUAAGACAAAGAGACCCGCAGUGAAAACAAUUAUUUAUACCGUAAAACUUAACAACAAUACGCAUUGUUUUUAUCGGUUACAUUUGACGUUUAGAGAUGGCUGCGAGUGUAGGCUUGGCAAUGAAUCCGCCGCACACUGAGGAGCGGGCGGUGUUCACACAACUGAAGCCCGUGAGGAUGACGGCGGGAGAAUGCACCGAGGACUCGUCAGUGUUCGAGGAAGUCAAGCCCGCGACCCACUUGGAGCUAGAGAAGUACCUCCCCCUCUCCGGCAGCCCCCUGAUGGCCCCGCCCACCGCCACCUCCCCGGACAGGAAGUACCGCCGGGAGAGCGCCUCGACGGUGGACGAGUUCUUCUCCGAGGAGAAGCCCGUGGCGCCGUACAGCCUCAACAUCAACGUCAUCCUGCCCAGCACCACCCACCUGCGCACGGGGCUGUACCGCUCCAACACCAAGCACAUCAAGACGGAGCCGGGCCUGGAGGCCCCCUGCACGGUGGGCCCCGCCUCCCAGGCCCUGCCCGACUUCACCUCCGUCUUCAGCAUGUCCCCGGGCGUCAACCACAUGUUCCUCAAGCCGGAGCUGAACCCCAGCGAGGUGAGCCACUCCCAGCAGCAGCAGCAGCAGCAGCAGCAGCAGCAGCAGCAGCAGCCCUCCCUGGGCAUGGACCUCCAGAUCGGGCCCCCCGCCCCCCAGCCCCAGGUGUACCACAUGCCCCACGCCGACCUCACCAUGACCUUGACCCACAGCGCCCAAUCGGGAGCCGGCGCCAACUGCGGCCGGACCAUGCUCAACCUGGGCGUGACGACGUCGGCGGGCGGGGACUAUACCAUGUCUGACCACCAACAGCAUCUCCCCCCCCACCACCAUCAACAGCAGCACCAUCAGCAGCACCAGCACCAGCACCAACACCAGCAGCAGCAGCAGCAACAGCAGCAGCAGCAGCCCCUCCAUUACUACCAGCCGUCGCCGGGGAGCGGCCCCCACCACCAGCCCCACAGCCUCCCCCCAUCGCCCCCCAACUCCCAGCCGGGGAGCCCCGACGGCCACGCGGAGCUGGGUCUGCUCCCCCACCGGCUCUCGGCCGCCACGCCCCCGCCGCCCCCUCCUCCCUACCACCAACGGGCGGGGGGCAUGAAGAUCCACGGCAUGUCCCAUCACACCAUGCUGAUGACCCACGGCCAGGGCGUCCUGACCGGGCCGCGCUACAACCGGCGGAACAACCCCGAGCUGGAAAAGAGGAGGAUCCACUUUUGUGACUUCCCAGGGUGCACCAAAGUUUACACAAAGAGUUCUCACCUGAAGGCCCAUCAGAGGACACAUACAGGGGAGAAGCCCUACCGGUGUACCUGGGAGGGCUGCGACUGGCGCUUCGCCCGCUCGGACGAGCUGACGCGUCACUACAGGAAGCACACCGGCGCCAAGCCCUUCAAGUGCGUGGCGUGCAGCCGCUGCUUCUCCCGCUCCGACCACUUGGCUCUUCACAUGAAGCGCCACCAGAACUAACCCUGUUCCCCCGGCAAGCGCACGCUACCGCCAGACACGAUGUCCAGCUGGUCCAGGUGGUGGAUACACAAACAGAGACGGUUGUAGUCUGUCCGCACGCCCGCAGGGUGUGGGUUGAGUUAAAGUUGUUUCAGCAUACACGCGCGCACACUUGCGCAAACGCCAUGUAUAUAUUUAUAUAUGUACUUAUACUGUAAACACAGACAUGCCAAUAAACAUUUGUGCUCUUCCACAAUGCAUUUGGGAGGACACUGGACACCAAACUGUUGGUUCUUAUCGGCCGCGACAUCCUGAGUGUUCCCUUAUGGCCUUUGUGGACACACUGUAACUCUUGGUCCUGUGUAAACAUUUGUAUAUAUACUUUGGGUGUAUCCCAAAAUGCAACGAAUGUAUUGAAAUGUAUACUUGACAAUUAUAAUUUUUUUUAUCAUGUUUAAUAUUUUUUUAAUCGGGUCAAUAUUUAGGCCCUCCCGCGGUGUCGUAAUCCACUCGAUCGCAAACCGAAAAAAAAAUCCGCUAAUAUUUUGUAACAGUUUUGUGGAAAAGUAAAUGAUAGGCUGGAUGGUUGUUGUGCUCAGGCUGUUCUUCCCAGGCUGUGCCCGCUCACGCCCCUGGGUGAACAGAGCCGCUCACCCGUGUUUGUGUUCAUAACCAAACUGGUUGCUAUGACAACGGAACUCAAUUGACGACAGCCGGUUUACAACGUCUAUUCAUAUUUUUUCUAUUCAAACACUUCAAACACAGAGGAAUGAAAGACGAAGAUAUGAGGGCUUCUUUAUAAAUUGUAUGGUUGUUAUUGUAAUUAUUACGUAUGAAUGAUGCGCUAAGUUAAUCUUGCACUCGAUUGUUUUUUUCUAAUAUUAUAUAGCGACUAACUGGUAAGUUAGUGCUGGAAAAUUCAAACUAUUUAACUGCUUAGUUUGUUUGGCCAGUUGGUUUGCUGUAAUUGUAUCACAUCAAAAUAUAAAGUGCCGACAUUCUCAUUCUGGGUGAAUGAGAGCGAAUGGCUUUUCCAUUAUUUGGAACUUGACUUGCUCACAACUGUCAGCUAUACUAUGCUGUAUACAAGGCAAUGGUGAUUCUUUAAUUCAAUCAAAUAACAAAAAUUUUCUUAUUGUUAUUGUUAAUACUUUUAACCAAAGGCACUUUGUCAACUCUAACAACUCCAACCCCCCCCCCCCCCCCCCCCCCCUAAUAUUUAAACAAAGAAUUGUCAGGAAAGAAAAAUAAUGAUCACACUUCAUUUCCUCAGAUGCACUUUGUAUUAAUGUUUAAAGUGACUCUAUAUUUUAACUGUGUCCAAUAAUAUGAUUCGUCUACGGAUACAUUUUUAUUAUUUUGAACAGUCUGCCUUUCCCUUUUGUUGUUCAUAGGUCACCCUGGUCAUUACCUCUGUCUUCAUGUUUUAACUGUCACUUUAACCUCUGUCUUUUUUCAUCUGUGUUUAACUGUAUGUGCUCUCUACGAGACAAGUCAGUUGGCACGCUGAAUGUAAAGCCCAAUGUUAUUUAAACUGAGGGACGAAAUAGGCUAGGUUUAUUUAAACCUUCCUGGGAUUCAUGCAUUCCUACAGAAAUUACUUUUAACCGCAGCAAAGCCUACUCAGGCAGGUUGAAAGCUCACUCAAAAGUAAAUGUUGGAUUUUGUUUCAUUGGCUGUGAUUGACGGCUUGGCCGACGACAUCAUAAAACGUCUGCCGUAACUUGAGGCUAACAUAAUUAGUGGUACUACGGACAUGGGGAACACUGCUUUGUUCCCUAUAUGCUGGUUCAUCUAAGACUGAUCCUGGUAUUUUUCCGUUGUGUUUUCUUCUUUUUCCUUGUCUUCUGGUCGCCUUGAUUUUUUUCAAUGCUAUCUUCAGUAAUGUCCUUUUGACCGCAUACUUUGUACAUAAGUGUACGUUUGUAAAACAGAGCAAUUGUAAAUAUUUGUUUUUCACUAAUUAUUAUUUUUUUAAAUAUGAACAAACGGGCAUUUAGACAAGUAGUCCAUGAUUGAUUGGGUAAAUCUUUUGAUACUAGAAAAUGUUUGGAUAACAAUGAAUCAGUUUGUGUACAAUAUUAUGAGGAACAAGUUUUGGUUUAUUUACUGUUUUACGUGAUAGUUUCUGUUUGAGUCAAAUAGGAAAUUGUAAUAAAACAUUUUUUAGAUAUCUA
This is a messenger RNA of Gadus morhua (Atlantic cod), 3744 nucleotides long. RefSeq names its product Kruppel like factor 5 like (gene klf5l). The record is from RefSeq and is a predicted model, not a curated record. Bases 179 to 1588 code for a protein of 469 amino acids. Gene Ontology annotation, molecular function: DNA-binding transcription factor activity, RNA polymerase II-specific; RNA polymerase II cis-regulatory region sequence-specific DNA binding. NCBI's taxonomy places the organism in Eukaryota, Metazoa, Chordata, Actinopteri, Gadiformes, Gadidae. Gene Ontology annotation, biological process: regulation of transcription by RNA polymerase II. The transcript is spliced from 4 exons.